Molecule: messenger RNA, 1303 nt
Organism: Beta vulgaris subsp. vulgaris (sugar beet)
Lineage: Eukaryota; Viridiplantae; Streptophyta; Magnoliopsida; Caryophyllales; Amaranthaceae
Product: 60S ribosomal protein L5
Exons: 9
Coding region: 158-1072 (304 amino acids)
Biological process (GO): ribosomal large subunit assembly; translation
Cellular component (GO): ribosome; cytosolic large ribosomal subunit
Molecular function (GO): 5S rRNA binding; structural constituent of ribosome
Source: RefSeq, a predicted model, not a curated record
AACCAGCUCAUCUAUUGCCUUAUCUUUAUCGGCCCAAAUGAGAUCUAGUUUAGGGUUUUGUCAAUUUUUAGGUAUUUGAACACUUUUGAUUUCGCCUACACUCUCUUUCUCUCUCUCUCUCUUCCCUAGUCCCCUGCAAAUCUCUCAGCGUGCAACAAUGGCAUUCGUGAAAGCUCAAAAGUCGAGAGCUUACUUUAAGCGAUACCAAGUUAAGUUCAGGAGAAGGCGUGAGGGUAAGACCGAUUAUAGGGCCAGGAAUCGCCUGAUUAAUCAGGACAAGAACAAGUACAACACUCCAAAAUAUCGUUUUGUUGUGCGAUUUACAAACAAAGAUGUUACCGCACAAAUUAUAUCCGCUAGCAUAACUGGUGAUUCAGUUCUUGCUUCUGCAUAUGCUCACGAACUUCCUCGUUAUGGACUUGAAGUGGGUCUUACAAACUACGCUGCAGCUUACUGCACUGGGCUUCUUCUGGCGAGGAGGGUAUUGACUAAGCUUGAAAUGGAUCAGGAGUAUGAAGGGAACGUGGAGGCAACUGGGGAAGACUUCUCUGUUGAACCAGCAGAGACCAGGAGACCUUUCCGUGCUCUGCUUGAUGUAGGACUUAUAAGAACUACUACCGGAAAUCGUGUUUUUGGUGCAUUGAAGGGAGCUCUGGAUGGUGGACUAGAUAUACCUCAUAGUGACAAGCGUUUUGCUGGAUUCAGCAAGGACGGCAAGCAGCUUGAUGCCGAGGCUCACCGCAAAUAUAUCUACGGUGGGCAUGUUUCUGGUUACAUGAAGACAUUGAUGGAAGAUGAGCCUGAGAAGUACCAGACUCACUUCAGUGAAUAUGUUAAGAGAGGAAUCGACGCAGAUGGCCUUGAGGCAUUGUACAAAAAGGUUCAUGCUGCUAUACGAGCUGACCCUACCGCAAAGCAAUCUGAGAAAGAAGCUCCUAAAACACACAAGAGGUACAACUUGAAGAAAUUGACAUAUGAUGAGAGAAAGGCUAGCUUGAUAGAGAGGUUGAAUGCCCUGAAUGCUGCAGCUGGAGAUAUGGAGGAUGACGACGAGGAUGAAGAUGACGAGUGAGGACAACUUUGUUAUAGACAGUUUCUGUUAUGAUAUCCAUAGUCCAUACAUCUUGGGAAAAAUUCAAUUUUGUCCGACAUUUUUACUCUUGUGAAAUCUUAUUUUACAAACUUUUUUUUGAAUUAUGGUUUUGAUCCGCCAAACGUUCAGCUGUAGCUGGUUCAAAUUCUGAGUUGCUUUAACUAUGAUUCUGCACUCAAAUUAGUCUUUUAUCUCAGCUUUUUUGGUCGA